AUGAAAAUUAUAGCAAAAUCCUAUUUUAGGGUAUUUUCUAAGAGUUGUUCAUUUAAUAAAGUGCUUAUUCCUUCAAAAAGGUUAUUCAGCAUGUGUUCAUCUAAUGAAUUAGAUAACACAUGGUCAGUUCCGGAAGGAGUCCGUGGAUCGCAAGUAUUAGAUACUUCUAAAUUCAACAAGAAAGCAACUCUCCCUGUUAUUGAGAUUGAGGCUAAGUAUAUAAACGCUGUACGUAGUAAAGCAGGCGUAGAUUCAUAUUUAUUGAAAAACCUAGGUAAAAUUAAGAAUUUCAUAAGUUCGGCCGAGGAUAACAAGAAGAAAGUACUCAUCUUUGAUCCUGAAACGUUCAAAUCUGACACUGAUGCAGCAAAGAAUGAGAUUUCCAUGAAACUAAAAUCGGUUAUUUCGGAUGCUGAAUUGAAAUGGUCAUCCAUGACCUUUGACAUUACUUUUGAUGACUGGGAUAUCAGACGAAUUAUCAAAGCUGUUCUGCCCGAUAACCUCGACUUCAGCAGCUUCACUCAAACUGGCCAUAUCAUUCAUUGUAAUUUCCGGGAUGAGCUCAGUCCAUAUAAAAAGAUUCUUGGCGAAAUAUUACUUAAGAAGGUUAAGAACUGCAGAACUGUUGUUAAUAAAAUUGAUGGCAUCACCAGUGAAUUCCGAAAUUUCCAAAUCGAGCUCGUAGCAGGGGAACCUGAUUACGUAGCCGAUGUAUUGGAAGGUGGAUGUCGAUUCAAACUCGAUUUCAGUAAAGUCUUUUGGAACUCUAGAUUAAGCUAUGAACACGAUAGAGUUAGGAAAUAUUUCGACUCCCGAUCUCUGAUUUUUGAUGCAUGUGCUGGUGUUGGUCCUUUUGUUAUACCGAUAGUGAAAAAGCUCCAUGCUAGAACAGUAGUUGCCAAUGAUUUGAACCCAGAAAGCGUUAGAUGGCUCAAGGAAAGUAUGAAAAUGAACAAGAUAUUAUCAUCUGAAAUUGAUGUUCACAAUAUGGAUGCUUUCGACUUCAUCAAAGGACCGUUCGCUAACGAGCUCAUCAAAGCGAUGAAGCAGAUGAAGUCUGAUCCCGAACUAACUCCUGCGUCUGGAGCUCACAUAUUAAUGAACUUACCAGCAUUUGCUAUCAAUUUUUUGCCUGCAUUCAAGGGAAUUUUGCAUGGAAAGUUAGAAGAUAGUGACAUCCCGGAAGAGAUGUUCCCUAUAACUAUCUACUGCUACUUAUUCGUCAAAGCACAUGAAGAAGUUCCAGACGAAUACUUCCCUGAUAUGGCUAGGAAAUAUGUUUUAGAGAAAUUGAACUACCCUGAAGCAAAUAUCAAAGUAAUCCAUCAUAUAAGAACAGUGUCCUCGAGGAAGGAGAUGUUCUGCGUGCAAGUUGAGACACCACUAGAGUUUCUUAGGAUGAAGCCGGAUGAGAAAGAUGAGCCGGAGGCCAAAAGAGCCAAGCUGGAAGAUGAGUGA
Molecule: messenger RNA, 1458 nt
Organism: Auanema sp. JU1783
Lineage: Eukaryota; Metazoa; Nematoda; Chromadorea; Rhabditida; Rhabditidae
Source: the annotation of a GenBank genome assembly